CGGCGCGGCCGCCAUGGCGUCGCCCCCGCUGGCCGCGGCGGCGGCGAGCGACGGCGAGGCGAGCUCGGGGCCGGAGGCGGCGGCGGGCGGCGAGCUGGGCGCGCUCUUCGAGCAGGCGGCCGCGCGGCUGCCGGCGCUGGUGCCGGCCGCCAGCAAGGAGCAGCUGCUCUACCUGUACGCCAGGUACAAGCAGGUCAAAUUUGGAACCUGUAACACUCCAAAGCCAAGCUUCUUUGAUUUUGAGGGAAAGCAGAAAUGGGAAGCCUGGAAAGCUCUGGGAGACUCCAGUCCUCAUCAAGCUAUGCAGGAGUACAUUGCCACAGUGAAAAAACUGGACCCCAAUUGGAACCCUCAGACUACAGAGAAGAGAGGAAAAGAAUGCAAAACCGCCUUUGGAGGCCCAGUUGUCAGCUCGUUGUAUCAAGAAGAAACAAUCAGGGAGGAGGACAAGAACAUUUUUGAUUACUGCAGAGAAAACAACAUUGACCAUGUAACCAAAGCCAUUCGAUCAAAAAACGUGGACGUGAAUGUCACCGAUGAGGAGGGCAGGGCACUGCUCCACUGGGCUUGCGACAGAGGACACAAGGAGCUCGUUUCAGUACUGUUACAACAUGCUGCUGAUGUUAAUAGCCAGGACGGGGAAGGCCAGACUGCACUCCAUUAUGCUGCCGCCUGCGAGUUCUUCGACAUCGUGGAGCUGCUGCUGGAGUCCGGCGCUGACCCCGCGCUCCGGGACCAGGACGGCUGCCUGCCCGAGGAGGUGACGGACUGUAAAGCCAUCGUGGCCGCGCUGCAGCAGCGCACGGCCGGCAAGACCUAAGCGCCCGGCCGGGCACCUCCGCGCAGCGGGCGCGAGCUGCCGUAACGCCGCCCUGCCGCUCGCCCCCCCUGCCAUGCCCUGGGCCUCGAAGGGGGGGGUUUGGGGCACGGGGCUGGAUGUCUGGGUGCUCGUAGCAAGCACACGCGUGCUGCAGGGUAGGCUCAGGGCUUUGCAUGCUCUGAACCGAGUCAGUAUUCGGGGGGGGGGGGGCGGGAGGGCUGAGGGGGCCUGGAGACACCCCCCAAACUCUGGUUUACUGUAUUAAACACGACGGCUGCACUGGCUCUGUCACCAGAGCAGCCUGUGCUGCCCGACCGGGACCUCGGCGGGGAGGGAGGGCUGCCUAGGGCAGGCGAGAUGCUCAGCUCGCCAGUUCGGGGUGCGUUUUGUUCGGUUUUGUUUGUUUUAUUUCCCCCUGGGUCCAAAUAAAGUAUUAUGAAUAAAAGCAAGCAGUGUGCUGA
Rhea pennata is the source of this 1281-nucleotide messenger RNA. RefSeq names its product acyl-CoA binding domain containing 6 (gene ACBD6). Lineage: Eukaryota; Metazoa; Chordata; Aves; Rheiformes; Rheidae. The record is from RefSeq and is a predicted model, not a curated record. The transcript is spliced from 8 exons. Gene Ontology annotation, molecular function: protein binding; fatty-acyl-CoA binding. Bases 14 to 820 code for a protein of 268 amino acids.